Blumeria graminis f. sp. triticale is the source of this 246-nucleotide messenger RNA. The record is from the annotation of a GenBank genome assembly. NCBI's taxonomy places the organism in Eukaryota, Fungi, Ascomycota, Leotiomycetes, Helotiales, Erysiphaceae.
AUGACUCUCGUUGUUCCAGACACAAGUUCGGGGGAAACUGACACUAGAAUGGGCGAAUGGGAGACCAAGCUCGUUGGAAAAACCAUUGGUGAUUUCCAUAGUGUUACGACAUUUAAAAAAUCGGAUCUUCCACAGAAAUCGCGAAUUAUUGAGCCUGGAUCUGUGAUAACGCGAGAUUACAACCCUUACCGUUUAAAUAUUUUUGUUAAGGAAGAUGGAGUGAUUUCUCAUGUAAAUUUUCAAUGA